Messenger RNA from Mytilinidion resinicola, 2034 nucleotides. RefSeq lists its product as uncharacterized. The coding region runs from base 1 to 2034 and encodes 677 amino acids. Lineage: Eukaryota; Fungi; Ascomycota; Dothideomycetes; Mytilinidiales; Mytilinidiaceae. The transcript has 17 exons. The record is from RefSeq and is a predicted model, not a curated record.
AUGGCUUCUCGACCAACAACCCCCAUGUGGCCUGAGCACGUUCUCGAGGUGCCAGCCAUCAGCGACGACGAACCCUUCUCUGACCUCGUCGAGAAGCUUUCAUUCUACUUUGCUGAGGCGGUCGAAGCUCCGUAUACCUUCGAAGAACUACGGUCAAUUCCGAAAGGAAUUGUCUUGUCGCCCUUGAUCAAGUAUCUCUCUGACGAAAUCCAUCAUCCUGCUAUCGUGUCAGCACUUCUAGCUCUGAAGACACAUUUUUCGGCGCUGGAUUCCGACGACGACAGAGGGGUCAACGAAGCUAGAGGGUAUGCUUGCGAGAUAGUAGCAUGGCGUUUUGUCACUCACCUAUCUGAACGCGAAGCCAUCGAAUUUCUCUUGUACGAGCUGCCUCCAUUGGGACCGGCAACACCACAUGAGCAAGACCCAGAAUCCGGAACGUUAGCUCGAACCAACGGCCAAAGAGCAUCAAAUGUGGCCAACGAGGACACGCCGCUUUUGGAUGAGUUCAAUAGGACGAAUGGACAUCGACGUUUGGGAACCGACAGUGUGACUGAAGUCACAGCCGCUGCACAAGGUGACGAGUUCACCAAUCAAUUCGUCAACCUGAGUGCCUUGGAAAUCGCCGCAGUAUCCGGCUCGAAGAAAUUUCUUAGCCAACGGGUCAUUCAGAGAAUCAUCGAUGGCAUAUGGCGGGGCGAUAUCGUGUUUUGGGAAACGCUAAGAUUCGACUCCGUCAAGGAAGCGAAGCGGUACAACCGUAGGCGCGCCGACCCAUUCUGUAGACUCCGGGUUCCUAGAUAUCUCAAAACGUUCGAGACACUGUUCUUCGCCACAUUUCUCCUGCUUUACUACGCAGUCCUUGUCCAGCGGAGCUAUACCCACAUCACCCCGGCGGAGAUUCUCCUGUAUAUCUGGAUAGCCGGCUUUGCGUAUGACGAGUUUGGUGAGAUCCAGGAUGCCGGACAGACUUCCUUUUACACAACGGAUUUCUGGUUCGUUUGGGAUUUGGGUAUCGUCGCUUUCGGCGCGGCAUUUCUCGUCCUUAGGAUCGUUGGGUUAUCCAUACAUUCGAGUGAUCUGGUAGACAUGGCUUUCGACAUACUGGCAUUGGAGGCUCUACUCCUGAUUCCUAGGAUAUUCUCUUUGUUGAGCUUGAACCCCUAUUUUGGCACACUGAUUCCAUGCCUAAAAGAGAUGACAAAGGACUUUUGCAAGUUCCUUUCCUUGGUGGUAAUCCUCUAUCUCGGCUUCCUAACGACAUUCACGCUACUGGCUCGGGACCAGAUCAAGCCCAAUGAAAUGUCCUGGAUAUUGAUCAAAGUCUUUUUCGGGUCAAGCUAUCUAGGAUUUGAUGUGGCGCAAGAGAUCUCCCCGUUGUUCGGUCCACCCGUCAUGCUCAUCUUCGUUGCUUUAACCAACAUUCUGCUCAUCACGUCGCUAAUAUCGCUGCUGUCAAACAGCCUGACCAAGGUUCUUGACCACGCACGUGACGAGUAUCUCUACAUAUAUUCGGUUUAUGUGUUGGAGGCGUCGACUUCGAAUCGCCUGACGUACUAUCUGCCGCCGCUGAACCUGAUCGCACUCCUGCUUCGGCCCCUCCGACUCGUGCUGCCCGCCGAGCGACUGAGGAGUGCACGCAUUGUCCUGCUCAAGGGGACACAUUUCCCGUUCGUUGCCGCAAUCUGGGCGUAUGAGCAUGGACAGGACUACUGGAUGAGUCGAGCGCAGGCCCCGUCGACUUCGCUGUCGAUGGGCGGCCCCGAGACGUCGCCUUCCAAGAAACGGCCACCGCUGAAGUCAUCGCUUAAUUCUCCGCGUCCGUUGGCGGCAGCAACGGGCGUCCAAGCCUCGCUCGACGGGCACCUAGGCGGAUCACCCGCUAGGUAUCGGCCGCACACGGCGACGGGCACGUCCGACGGCGAUGCGCAGCUGAGAUCAUUGGUCAUCCACCUCAAUUCGCAAGUAGAGCAGCUCACUGCCAUGGUCGGGCAGCUCCAGGGCCAGCAAGGGACCACCCCUUCAGACGCGGAGUAG